Molecule: messenger RNA, 1882 nt
Organism: Esox lucius (northern pike)
Lineage: Eukaryota; Metazoa; Chordata; Actinopteri; Esociformes; Esocidae
Product: neuronal acetylcholine receptor subunit alpha-7-like
Exons: 10
Coding region: 1-1842 (613 amino acids)
Biological process (GO): monoatomic ion transmembrane transport; regulation of membrane potential; signal transduction
Cellular component (GO): synapse; neuron projection; postsynaptic membrane
Molecular function (GO): transmembrane signaling receptor activity; acetylcholine-gated monoatomic cation-selective channel activity
Source: RefSeq, a predicted model, not a curated record
AUGAGGCAAACGGUGGCUUUCUGUCUACUUGGACUGUCAGCUCUGCUCCAUGUCUCUCAACAGGGCCCCCACCAGCGUAACCUACUGAGGGAGCUACUGAGGGACUAUAACCGUAUGGAGAGACCUGUGGCCAACGACUCUCUACCACUCACUGUCCGAUUCUCCUACACUCUUUUACAAGUCAUGGAUGUGGAUGAGAAAAACCAGAUCCUCACCACUAACGCCUGGCUUCAGAUGCAAUGGUAUGACCACUACCUCCAGUGGAACCAGUCAGAGUACCCGGGAGUCAAGUCCCUUCGCUUCACUACUGACCAGAUCUGGACACCAGACAUACUACUGUACAACAGUGCCCAUGAGAAGUUUGAUGCCACCUUCAAGAGCAACGUGCUGGUUAACUCCAGUGGCUUCUGUGAGUACCUUCCUCCAGGUAUUUUCAGCAGUGCGUGUAAUGUGGACGUACGUUGGUUUCCCUUUGACAUCCAGCGCUGUGAACUGAAGUUUGGCUCUUGGACGUUUGACGGCUGGCUACUGGACCUCCAGAUGAAGGAGGCUGACCUGUCAGGAUACAUGUCUAAUGGAGAGUGGGAGCUGUUGGGUGUACCAGGGGAUCGUCAUGAGAUAUUCUAUGAUUGCUGUACAGAGCCAUACUCUGACGUGACCUUUGUUGUGACACUUCGGAGGAGAACUCUGUUCUAUGCUCUCAACCUUCUCGUCCCUUGUGUUCUCAUCUCUUCUUUAACCCUGCUGGUUUUCCUGCUGCCUGCAAGAUCGGGAGAGAAGAUUGGUCUUGGAAUCACUGUUCUUCUCUCUCUGACUGUUUUCAUGUUGCUGGUGGCUGAGAUUAUGCCCCCUACCUCAGACUCCAUACCACUUAUAGGUCAGUAUUUUGUGAGUACCAUGAUUACCGUAGGGAUGUCUGUGGUAGCGACUGUAGUUGUUCUUCAGUACCAUCACCAUGACCCCAACAAUGGAAACAUGCCUCAAUGGGCAAAGUUGGUUCUACUCCAGUGGGUUCCCUGGUUUCUGAGGAUGAAGCGUCCAGGAGAUUGGGAAGAACUCAAAUCCCACCGCAGCCACUCAAACCUUCAGAGCCAAUCCGUCCCCACUACUUUCCCCCCUAACCCAGCGCCCACCUCCAUUCCCCAAAGCUUCAACUCUCUGCAGAACUGUCUUAGUCAUCUCAGCCAGCCCCUACCACACCUACCGUUAAACCCCACCCUUCAGUCUUGUCCCAACCAGAACCAGAACCCCCUACCUAGUAUCCACAAUAACCAAAACAGAAUUCCCCAGCCCCUUCUAGACCCACAUCUAAACACUAACCCUAAUCUCCCCACCACCUCCGACCCUCUGCCCAAUGGACACCUGCCUUAUGUGGGUUACCAGAGUCCUCCUGAACCCGAUCCUGGUGUCACCUGGAGAGGGGGAAGAGGUGGAGUUGGAGGAAAGGGUUCUAAUACCCCCGUUCAACAUGACCUCCAGCUAUCCUCCACAAGGUUCGGUAAGCUGCCUCCACAACUGCCUACAGCUCUAGAUCCUGACAGCUGUCUGGAUGCCAGAGCUGGACAAGGAGGAGAAGGUAUGGACUGUGCCCAGGUUAAAGUGUCCCAGGCUGGCAUAGUGGACGCCCAGCUCCAGGCUCUGCUUGUGGAGGUGCGGUUUCUGGCUGAUCGUUUCCGUGAGCAGGAUCGCAGGGUGAGUGUGGCAGAGCAGUGGCAGUUUGCCGCAGCGGUCAUCGACCGUAUGUGUCUGGUGGGGUUCAGUGUGUUCAACAUCAUAUGUACUAUCGCCAUCCUCAUGGCCGCACCCAACUUUGUGGAGGCGGCCUCCAAGGACUUCUUCUGAAAAAGGAGAGUGGGGAAGGAGGAGGGUGGAAGAGAGGAGA